Messenger RNA from Adelges cooleyi (spruce gall adelgid), 3045 nucleotides. Its product is annotated as protein HID1. The transcript has 15 exons. Lineage: Eukaryota; Metazoa; Arthropoda; Insecta; Hemiptera; Adelgidae. Gene Ontology annotation, cellular component: Golgi medial cisterna; Golgi trans cisterna; membrane. The coding region runs from base 301 to 2583 and encodes 760 amino acids. The record is from RefSeq and is a predicted model, not a curated record.
UGGCGGACCGUCAGUUUCAAUUCUUAUCGCUAGUUAGCUAGCAAUCUAGUUUAUUAUAUAUAUCUGUGUUUAUAUCAUAUAUACUUAUCAUUCGAAUGAUAUCAUAUCAUAUACCGAGUGGCCAUUGUGAAAACAAGUAAUUCAAUAAGCAAAGUUUUUCUUCAAAAUGUUUAAACAAAAGUCAUCCUUAGGGGUUAACACGUAUCACAAUUAAAAAAUCUAGGCUAGUUUUGCAAGAAUUCAAAAUUUUUCCAGUGGUUCAAGUUCGACUGAACGAUUAUUGGAUGAAAAAAAAUUGAAAUGGGUAAUGCUGACACUAAAUUGGUGUUCAGAAAAGCUGUUGUGCAAUUGACGUCGAAAACCCAAACUAUAAGUGCAGAGGAUGAUGACUUUUGGAAGCAGUUUUGGUCGGAGAAUGUGACUAAUGUGCAAGAUGUCUUCACUUUAGUACCAGCUGCUGAAAUUCGGCUACUUAGGGAAGACAUGCCAGCUAAUCUUGCAACAUUAUGUUACAAGGCAGUAGAAAAGUUUGUAAAGGCUGUGGAGAAUAGCUGCCGUACCCAGCAAGAUCAAAAUACAGUUUUGAAUUGCUCUCGGCUGUUAACACGAGUUCUUCCUUAUAUUUUUGAAGAUCCAGAUUGGGAAAAUAUAUUUUGGUCGAGCCUGCCAGCCGGUAAAGGAGAUCCUCCUAUACCAUUAGCCCAUUCUCUUUGCAGUGCUAUUUGUGAUUUAUUAUUUUGUCCAGAUUUUACAGUUACUCCUGUUCGUAAAAAUUGCCCAGACAAAGCAGAAGAUUUACAAGUUGUUGAUAGCUGUGAAUACAUUUGGGAAAAAGGUGUUGGUUUUGCCCAGUCACCUGUCAAAAAUGCUGCAUUUGAAUCAAAUCGAACUGAACUUCUUCGUUUGUUAUUAACAUGCUUCAGUCAGGCUAUAUAUUCCCCCCAACAAAAUGGUAACAGAUGGGUUCAAUAUGUUACUUCAGCUUCUAACCGUCACGCAUUGCCUAUGCUUACAUCGCUCUUAAAUACAGUUUGUGGAUAUGACCCGAUUGGCAUGGGACUUCCAUACAACCAUCUUCUGUUUGCUGACACAACUGAACCACUAGUUGAUGUUUGUUUACAAAUUCUCAUUGUUGCUUUAGAUUCUGACGUACAGCAGAGCGAUGAAGCAUCCAUCGAUAAUUUAUUCAUCAAUUAUUUAUCGCGUGUUCAUCGAGAUGAAGAUUUUGCAUUCAUUUUGAAUGGAUUCACAAGACUGUUGACGAAUCCCUUACGACAAACAUACCUUCCAAAUUCUACAAAGAAAGUGCAGUUUCAUCAAGAGUUAUUAAUAUUUUUUUGGAAAAUAUGCGAGUUUAACAAAAAAUUUUUAUAUUUUGUAUUGAAAAGCAGUGACGUUCUUGAUGUGUUAGUUCCAAUUUUAUAUCAUUUAAAUGAUUCUAGAGCUGAUCAAUCUCGAAUUGGUCUCAUGCAUAUUGGAGUGUUUAUAUUGUUGCUAUUGAGUGGAGAACGGAACUUUGGAGUACGUCUAAAUAAACCAUACACGUCAACGAUACCAAUGGAUAUCCCAGUUUUCAGUGGUACACACGCAGAUCUACUCAUUGUUGUAUUUCAUAAAAUCAUAACUACCGGUCACAAUAGAAUGCAACCUCUUUUUGAUUGCUUAUUGACUAUUUUAGUAAACGUAUCUCCUUAUUUGAAGACGCUGUCGAUGGUUUCAAGUACUAAACUUCUACACUUAGUGGAAGCGUUUACAACCCCUUGGUUUUUGUUCUCGUCUCCAUCUGCUAAUCACUUGGUGUUUUUUUUGUUGGAAAUAUUCAAUAAUAUCAUUCAAUAUCAAUUUGACGGUAAUUCAAAUUUGGUUUACACAAUUAUACGCAAAAGACAAGUGUUUCAUAGCUUAGCUAAUCUACCUUCAGAUUAUAACACAAUCGCUAAGUCGGUAACAAAAAAAUCAAAACGAAGUUUAGAGGUCAUAAGUCCAGUCAAUCUUAUGGUUACUGAAAUGCCUAGUAUGGAAGGCUCUACUCCAGCGUUGCCGGCUGAGCCAGGAACUCUUAAUGCUACCUUACCUGAUACUCCUGGGGUAAUGAAAAUUACUGAACGUGAAAGUGCUCAUCCCGGCAAUGUAACUUUACCCGCUGAAUUAGUUACGUCUAAUGGCAUAACUAAAGAAUUUGUGAGUCAACCUUCUAACCAAGAAGACUGUUCCCCCAAGACACCUUCGCCUAAGGAUGAUUCCGAAUGGACACCAACCGCUGAAUGGGUACGAUCAUGGAAAGAAAAGCUACCAUUGCAAACAAUAAUGAGAUUGCUGCAAGUGCUUGUACCUCAAGUAGAAAAAAUAUGUAUUGAUAAAGGUCUGACAGACGAAAGUGAAAUAUUAAAAUUUUUGCAACAUGGAACUUUAGUAGGACUUUUACCUGUACCCCAUCCGAUCCUAAUUCGAAAGUAUCAGUCCAAUCCUGGGACGACUGCUUGGUUUCGAACAUACAUGUGGGCAGUGUUAUUUUUAAGAAAUGUUGAUCCUCCUAUUUGGUUUGAUACUGAAGUGAAAUUGUUUGAAAUACAACGCGUGUAAACAAGUCACAAUUUUUUUGAUUAUGAUAAUGUUAGUUUGUAACAAUGGAAGUUUAUAUUUAUUUUUGUGUGGAUGUUUACUGUUCUUUUUUUUAACUAGCUCAAGUUUUAGCUUCAUAUAAUGAAUAAAAUUAAAUUAAAAACACUAAUUUGAAUGGACUUUGUUUUUAAACCAUUACACAAUUAAUUUAAACGGCCGUUGUGUCUUGAUUAAAAAUGUUCUAAAAUAAAAAGAAACAAAGAUUGUUCAAUGUUAUUUUUGAGCGUUUAAUUUUAGGUCUCUUAACAAUUUCGGAAGCAAACAAAUGGAAAUUUUUGUUAUAAUAAAUAAAUAUGCAUUUAAUAAAAUAUAUACUUUAUAACAUAGUUACAUGUCAUUAAAUUGGAAUAAUUUACUUUACAUUAAUGAGUCUUAACUAUUUUUAUGUAUAAUCAUACAAAUGACAAUAACAACACUCUUCAU